AAAGGAAGCACAUCGAUGUAAAACAUCAACCACGAUGACGUCAUCGUUCGCCAUCCUCCUGGUCCUAAACUGCCUCCUGGCGACCGGAAGUGCGUGGCCCGACGUCACUUCCGACUGCCCGACCCGCUGCAACUGUCUGUCCGACAAGUCCAUCAACUGCAGGGCCAGGAGACUGACGUCAUUUCCGGCCAGCAUGCCAGAGGACACGGUUGAGGCCGACUUUUUCAGCAAUGUCAUCCCGUCCUUGAGUUCGACCUCUCUGUCCAACAUGGCGGCCCUGACGGAGAUCAACCUGGGCAACAACACCAUAGCAACGUUCCCUGAUGACGUGUUGUCUGACGUCACCAAUCUAGAGUCGCUGGAGCUGGGGAACAACAUGAUGGGGUCACAGCUGACGGUGGCAACCUUUCAGGGCUUGACCAAGAUGACGUACCUGUCUCUCCACAACAACUCCAUUACGUCACUUCCGGACAAGGUGUUCCUUGACCUCGGUGCCCUGGAAGAACUUAAACUGUACCAGAACAGCAUCAGCUCGCCAACGGAAGACACAUUCUUGGGUCUGUCGUCCCUGAAGAAGCUCCACAUACGGUAUAACCAGCUGAGAGGCCUGGCGGAUAACCUGUUCCUGGAGAUGGGCAGUCUGGAGUACCUGGACCUCAGGAACAACGGCAUCUCCGACAUCAAGUGCGGCACGUUUUUCGGACCUUACGGUCUGAAGGAGCUGAACCUGGGGUACAACUGGAUCAAGGAGCUGGAGCCAGACGUCUUUCACUACCCCUGCGACUGGGUCUCCACAACUCCGGGACCGACCACGUCCCUACCGACGGCCGGUUCCCUAGCAACCACAGCAGCCAAUCCUGCCACGUCACAGACAACGCAGGCACAGAUCUCCGUGACGUCAUCAAUCUCUACAACCGGGAAAACCAUCAGUGGAUCAACCGACACAGCCGCUGCAACAGGGACGGGCACCAGUACGUCCAACGCUGCAACCAGUGCGCUGGGUACGUCGGAAGUGCCAACCACUUCGGGCGGUACAGCCACCGGUACAUCUAGUGCAACGACUACACCUUCCGUAACUACAGUCGGUACAACCACCGGUACAUCCCGUGUGACAACUACAACUGCCGGAGCGGACAACAGCACAUCUAGCGUAACAACAGCAACUACAGCUGCUACGGGCACCGGUACACCAGACGUGCCAGACAGUACAGCCAACACAGACGCUGGUACAUCCAGUGCGACAACCACUACAGCCAGUAUGGACAACUCUACUUCCAUCGCUACAACCACUUCUUCCAACGCUACAACCACCACAGCCAGUAUGGACAACUCGACUUCCAUCGCUACAACCACUACUUCCAACCCUACAACCCCUACAGCCAGUAUGGACAACUCGACUUCCAUCGCUACAACCACUACAGCCAGUGUGGACAACUCGACUUCCACCGCUACAACCACUACAGGUAGUUCGGACAACUCUACUUCCACCGCUACAACCACUACAGGUUUGGACAACUCUACUUCCAACGCUACAACCACUACUUCCAACGCUACAACCACUACUUCCAACGCUACAACCACUACAGCCAACGCUACAACCACUACUUCCAACGCUACAACCACUACAGCCGGAGCGACAACUGCUACACCGACGUCUCUACUCUCCACUCUGAUCACCACGGUAACGACCACGCCCCAGCCCCGGGAAUACACCAUGACGCACCUGACGAAGCUUUGGCUCAACAACAACGGUAUCACGGAGCUGAAUCCCCAGUCGUUCAGAGGACUGGACAACCUGGACUAUCUCCACAUGAGCUCAAACCCCAUCUCCACCCUCCACAGUGACGUCUUCCAGUACCUCAACAAGCUCAAAACUCUGUACAUUACCAGCAUGGGGCUGGUCAACUUUACUGCAGACAGUUUUAACGGCCUGACGUCAGUGACACACCUGCAAAUGCAGGGGAACAAGAUAACUCACCUGGAGGGCGGCAACUUUGUGAGGCUCGUCUCGCUACAGAGGCUCUGGCUCCACUCGAACGGGAUGGAGAGUAUUGACCCUGACGCGUUUGUCGGUCUGACCCGGCUGCAGUACCUGUACUUAUACCAAAACCUGCUGACGGCUCUGCCUGACUACAGCUUCCAGGACCUUGCCAACCUGAGAGGUCUGAAUUUGGAGAACAACCGCCUGACGGAGUGGGGCAUGAGUAACGAGACGUGGAGCGGGCUGGACAAGCUGGACUCCCUUAACCUGAAGAACAACCGCUUCACGUGUCUGAACGGCUCCAUUUUCUGCUGCGGCAUGCCCGUCCUCAGGCUGCUGUACCUCCAGAACAACCUCAUCAACUGUAUGGAAGAGGACGCCUUUGUUGGUAUCCCCAAGCUGAGGCAGCUGUGGUUGGACAAUAACGACAUCGACCAGCUACAGGAGGGGCAGUUUAAGGACCUGGAGAUCUUGCGGCAGCUAGGGUUGAGGAACAACGACUUAACGGAACUGGUCAACAACACCUUUCAGAACCUGCUGGAUUUAGACUAUCUGUACCUAGAGAACAAUGACAUCGCCUCCAUCGACACCGGAGCGUUCAAUGACCUGACUGAUCUGGACCAGCUCAAACUACAGGGCAAUGAUCUGACGGUGUUGCCUAGCAACGUGUUCUCCCCACUGAUCAGACUGUGGAAGAUGGACAUCAGUGACAACCUCAUCCACACUAUCGAGGACGGCGCGUUCGAG
Messenger RNA from Branchiostoma floridae (Florida lancelet), 2728 nucleotides. Its product is annotated as leucine-rich repeat-containing protein 15-like. Gene Ontology annotation, molecular function: protein binding. Gene Ontology annotation, cellular component: extracellular matrix. Lineage: Eukaryota; Metazoa; Chordata; Leptocardii; Amphioxiformes; Branchiostomatidae. The record is from RefSeq and is a predicted model, not a curated record.